Messenger RNA from Trachemys scripta elegans, 3593 nucleotides. RefSeq names its product hepatocyte growth factor (gene HGF). The record is from RefSeq and is a predicted model, not a curated record. The coding region runs from base 164 to 2344 and encodes 726 amino acids. Gene Ontology annotation, molecular function: signaling receptor binding; serine-type endopeptidase activity. The transcript has 18 exons. Lineage: Eukaryota; Metazoa; Chordata; Testudines; Emydidae. Gene Ontology annotation, biological process: positive regulation of protein phosphorylation; hepatocyte growth factor receptor signaling pathway; negative regulation of apoptotic process.
AGAGGGAGUUGGGACUCCGAUCUUUCCAGUUAAUCACACAACAAACUUAGAUCAUCGCAAUAAAAAGCAGCGCGGCUCACUCAGCCUCCUCUAGUGACCGACUGUGCACUGGGGUCCUUCCACGAGCCAUCUCCUCUCCUCCUCCCUGCAGCCCAGCGGCAGCAUGUGGGCCAACAAACUCCUGCCGGUCCUGCUGCUCCAUCUGCUGCUGCUGCUUCCCAUCACCAUCCCUUUGGCAGAGGGCAAAGGGAAAAGGAGAAAUGCUCUUCAUGACUUCAAAAAGACAGGCGAGACUAUGCUAAUUAGAUCAGACCUAUCGCUAGUGGGAAAAACCAAGUUGUUAAACACCACAGAGCAAUGUGCCAAGAGAUGCAGCAGGAAUAAAGGCUUUUCGUUCCCUUGCAAGGCCUUUGCUUUUGACAAAGCUACAAAACGAUGCCAUUGGUUCUCUUUCAAUAGCAUGACGAAUGGAGUGAGGAAGAAGCAAGACCAUGCGUUUGAUCUAUAUGAAAAGAAAGACUACAUUAGAAACUGUAUCAUCGGUAAAGGUGCAAACUACAAGGGAACAAUAUCAGUUACCAAAAGUGGCAUCCAGUGUCAGGCAUGGAAUUCUAUGAUACCCCACGAGCACAGCUUUUUGCCUUCGAGCUAUCGGGGUAAAGACCUACAGGAAAACUACUGUCGGAAUCCCCGAGGGGAAGAAGGAGGGCCUUGGUGUUUUACAAGCAAUCCAGAGAUACGCCAUGAAGUCUGUGACAUUCCUCUCUGUUCAGAAGUUGAAUGCAUGACCUGCAAUGGAGAAAGUUACAGAGGGCCAAUGGAUCACACUGAAUCAGGCAAGGAAUGCCAGCGCUGGGACCUUCAGAGACCACACAGGCACAAAUUCAGACCAGAGAGAUAUCCUGACAAGGGCUUUGAUGAUAAUUACUGCCGCAAUCCCGAUGGCAAGCCAAGACCAUGGUGCUACACUCUUGACCCUGACACCCCGUGGGAGUUCUGUGCAAUUAAAACGUGUGCGCAGACCAUUGUGAACAUCACUGAUGCUGCCGUAGAAACGACAGAGUGCAUCAAGGGGCAAGGUGAGGGCUACCGAGGUACCGUGAACACCAUAUGGAGUGGAGUCCAAUGUCAGCACUGGGACUCUCAGUUUCCUCACCAGCACAAUAUCACUCCCGAAAACUUCAAGUGCAAGGAUUUAAGAGAGAACUACUGUCGAAAUCCAGAUGGAUCGGAGUCACCUUGGUGUUUUACUACUGACCCAAACAUUCGGAUCGGUUAUUGCUCCCAAAUACCUAAGUGUGAUGUGUCAAGUGAACAAGAUUGCUAUCAUGGGAAUGGCAAGAAUUACAUGGGGAAUUUGUCUAAGACAAGAUCUGGGCUAACUUGCUCCAUGUGGGACAAGAAUAUUGAUGACUUAAGGAGGCACAUACCAGUAUUCAGGGAACCAGAUAUUAGCAAAUUGAAGAAAAACUACUGCCGCAAUCCAGAUGAUGAUGCUCAUGGUCCCUGGUGCUACACAAGCAAUCCUCUCAUUCCCUGGGACUACUGCCCAGUUUCUCGAUGUGAAGGCGAUACAACUCCUACCACAACCAAUUUAGACCAUACUGUCAUUUCUUGUGCCUCAACCAAACAGUUGAGAGUUGUAAAUGGAAUCCCAACACAAACUAACGAAGGAUGGAUGGUUAGUUUGGCUUACAGGAAUAAACAUAUCUGCGGAGGUACUUUGGUAAAGGAAAACUGGGUUCUAACAGCAAGACAAUGUUUCCCUUCUCGGUACAAAGAUUUGAAAGACUAUGAAGCAUGGCUUGGAGUUCAUAAUAUCAAAGGAAGAGAAGAGAAACACAAACAAGUUCUGAACAUCUCCCAGUUGGUGUAUGGACCUGAAGGGUCUGAUUUGGUAUUAUUGAAACUUGCCAGAGCUGUAGUAUUCAAUAAUUUUGUGGAUCUCAUCAGAUUGCCCAUUUCUGGAUGUACCAUUCCAGAGAGGACCACCUGCAGUGUUUACGGAUGGGGACACACAGGAUUGAUUCACUUUGAUGGCCUGCUCCAAGUAGCAAACCUAUUUAUUAUGGGAAAUGAGAAGUGCAACCAAUAUCUCAAAGGAAAGAUUACUGUGAACGAGUCAGAAAUCUGCGCUGGGGCUGAGGGCAUUGGCACUGGACCAUGUGAGAGGGAUUAUGGUGGCCCCUUGGUCUGUGAACAAAACAGGAUGAAAAUAAUAGUGGGUGUUAUCGUUCCUGGCCGCGGAUGUGCUAUUCCAAAUCGUCCUGGGAUUUUUGUCAGAGUGGCAUAUUACUCCAAGUGGAUACGCAAAAUCUUGUUGACGUACAAAUCUGAGUUAUAGCUGAAUAUUUCACACAAAACCACCAAUUCCAUUCACAUGAAGAUUUCAGAGAGCGUGAAAUUAAUGUGUAAUGUAAAGAUCCAUGAUUUUUUUAAAAACUACUUGAUAGUCAAGUUUCUUGAUCUUCUAUUGAUAUUUAUGGGUGUUUUCUGAAGAUUUUGUCUAUCAGUGUUGUUUUAUAGAUGUUGAAGUGAGCUACAGUAUAUGCAAGUAUGGUGACAUAUCUCCUGAAGAUACUUGAAUGGGUAAACAAAAUUGCAAAGAUACUAUUGCUGAAUGCAGAAGUGUUUUGUGGAAAUAGCUCAUGUGGCCUCUUUAGGCUGCUUCUCCAGAUCAGCUUGUCCAUGAGAAACAAACAAAACCUUUUUUUCUUUAACACCCCCUACUCUUGCUAUGUACCAUAUUCUGCUCUCUGUUUGUGGCAAAAGUUCUAUUGAGAGCUGUGUGCGUUGAUCAAGAACAGCAUAUAUGGACCUAAUUCUCUUCCCCCAUAUGCAGAAUUUAAAUAUGUUAAAUGCUAAACUUAAAAUAUCUUUUUAUUUGCUCAUUUCAUUGUGGGUCCAAUUCUGCAAGCCCUCCAUGAACAGAGCAAUCAUUGAAGUCAAUGGGAGCUCCUUUUACAUAGGAUUUAUAGGAUCUGGCUCUGUACUUGCUGUCCUAAGGGAUAUUACAAUAUAUCCUAAGGAUGAGGGAUGAGACAGAGAAACAGGUCGAUUAGCAAGUUAUCAGUCUUUUUUGAAUUGUUCCAGGGUACAUCUACUCUGCAGCUGGAGGUGUAAUUCACUGCUCAGGUAGAUGUACACAAAUCUAUACGUGCUAGAUUUGCUUGAGCUAGCAAGUUAAAAAUAGUCGUGUAGCUGUUGGUGCUGGCAAUGGCCUGGGCUAGCUUCCUGAGUACUUAUCUAGAGUCACUGAUGGGACUGCAAUCAGGCGGCUAAGCCCACGCAGCUGCCCAGGUUUCUGUGGCUACACAGCUACUUUUAGUGUGCUAGCUCAAUCAGAGCUGGAAACUGCACCUCCAGCUGCAGUGUAGAUGAACCCUCGGAUUUAAAAAACGCACCUAAAAGUGUAUUUCGUGGGAUCCCAGGAAUGUAUCUUGAUUAGCUAAUGACAGACCAUUUUUACUGUUAAAAUUAAUUGCAUUGUAAUAGAGAGUUUGGGCCAGAUUUCUCAGUAACUCAAGGGAAUAACUCUGGAUUUACAGCAGGAUAAGAGUAGAAUCUGACUAUGAGCUGAUAGAAUCAACAGG